AUGAUAUAUAAUCAACAAUAUGAUAUCAAAUGCUUAGAUCAUCCCAAGCAAAAUAUAAUUUCAAUAUGUUCAACUUGUCCAAACAACACUCCUGUAUGUAUUGGUUGUAUUACAGGUAUACACAAUGGUCAUAAGUUUAAAAGCAUUGAGGAUGAUAAUGUUAGAUAUCAAAUACAACAAGAUAUUAAUAAUCAAAUAUUACCAAAUCUACACAACUCUUUAGAAAAUAAUAAAAAAAAAUUGGAUGAAUCAAAAAACCACUUUAAACAAAUUCAAGAGAACAAUACAAAUAAUUAUAAAAAAACUUUUGAUAUAUUUAAGGAAUUAAAAGAUAUUAUCAAUGCAAAAGAAAAUGAAAUCAAAUUAUUAUUAUUAACUAAAUCAGAGGAAAAUAUAGAAGUAAAUAAUAUAAUACCAACAAGAAUAGAAAACAAUAUUAACAGAAUUAAUAAUGCAAUUACUUAUAGUAGUGUAACCGAUUAUAAUAAUAUUGAUGGAUUUAUUGAACUUUUAAAACACAUUCAUCAAUGUUGCAAUCUUUUACCAAAUAUAAAUAAUAAUGACUUACCAGAGUAUAGGGAUACUCAAUUAAUAAUUAAACAAAAUAAUCUCAACUCAAUCAAAGAUCUAAAUUAUAUAGAAGUAGUUGAUUAUAUUGCUUUAAAAACACUAAAAUUAUUUACACUUUAUGAAGGGUAUGAUAUUAGUCAUUUAGAAAUUCCCACAACAGCUACACGUUUAGCUUUACCUAAUGGCUUUGAUCAACCACUUGAUUUUAUACCACCCACCAUAAAUUCUUUGCUUUUAGAAAACAUCAAGUAUCAAUUAAAACCUGACUCAAUUCCAAAAACAGUUAAACAUUUAUAUUUAAAAGGUAGUUUUGAUCAACCACUUGAUUUUAUACCACCCACCGUAGAAUGGUUGUAUUUGGAAAACAUCAAGUAUCAAUUAAAACCUGAUUCAAUUCCAACAACAGUUAAAAAUUUAGUUUUACUAGAUGGUUUUGAUCAACCAUUUGAUUUUAUACCACCCACCGUAGUAUGUUUGCAUAUAGAAAACAUCGAGUAUCAAAUAGAACCUGAUUCAAUUCCAAAAACAGUUAAACAUUUAGCUUUACAAGAUGGUUUUGAUCAACCACUUGAUUUUAUACCACCCACCGUAGAAUGGUUGUAUUUGGAAAACAUCAAGUAUCAAUUAAAACCUGAUUCAAUUCCAAAAACAGUUAAACAUUUAUAUUUAAAAGGUAGUUUUGAUCAACCACUUGAUUUUAUACCACCCACCGUAGAAUACUUGUAUUUAGAAAACAUCAAGUAUCAAUUAAAACCUGAUUCAAUUCCAACAACAGUUAAAUAUUUAACUUUACAAGAUGGUUUUGAUCAACCACUUGAUUUUAUACCACCCACCGUAGAAUGGUUGAAUUUGAAAAACAUCAAGUAUCAAUUAAAACCUGAUUCAAUUCCAAAAACA
This is a messenger RNA of Dictyostelium purpureum, 1467 nucleotides long. RefSeq lists its product as uncharacterized. Gene Ontology annotation, molecular function: zinc ion binding. The annotation marks the transcript as partial. Lineage: Eukaryota; Evosea; Eumycetozoa; Dictyosteliales; Dictyosteliaceae. The transcript has 2 exons. The record is from RefSeq and is a predicted model, not a curated record.